Messenger RNA from Culicoides brevitarsis, 3449 nucleotides. Its product is annotated as mucin-2. Gene Ontology annotation, molecular function: protein tyrosine phosphatase activity. Bases 389 to 3322 code for a protein of 977 amino acids. The record is from RefSeq and is a predicted model, not a curated record. NCBI's taxonomy places the organism in Eukaryota, Metazoa, Arthropoda, Insecta, Diptera, Ceratopogonidae. Gene Ontology annotation, biological process: protein dephosphorylation. The transcript is spliced from 10 exons.
UUGAUCUGAUCGUUUAUAUUUUUAUUUUAUUGCUCGUUAGGUAUAUAAUAAAAAUAUAUAUUUUUUAUGUGUAAGAGAAAAAAAAACAAAUAAUAGCAAAAGAUAAAGCAAAUCUCAUCAUCGCUACGCUUAUCUAGUGCAAAAAAAAAUAAAAGAAAUAUAAAUGAAGGAACAUUCCGGGAUAGAUAGACAAUAAAUAUAAAUACUUUAUUACAAAUACCACAAACUUUCACAUUCUUUCCAUAUAGUGGCGUACUGCAUGCAAUCUGUAACAUAACAUAAAAAACAACGGUCAAAGUAAGCGGCUCAUGGAUCAGUAAAUUUACGCGAAAAAAACGUAAAAUGUGAUAAAAAGUGCAAUUUCAAGCGAAAAUAAUUAUGCAUAAAAAUGAGGAAACGCAAGACAAAAGAUAGCAAAAUGUUCCUAAGCAGCAAAAAAUGGCUAACUAGCCACUGUGGCAUUUAUAUAUUGAUUUUAAUGACUGCAUUUGUGGUGAACGCUAACGGAUCAGAUGUUGCAGAAAAACCACUAAUUAUAGAAAAUUAUAAAUUACCAUCAUCAACUUCAACAACGCUCACGCCGGUAGAAAAUAAAACAAGUAGAUCAUUAGAAAGCAGUGUUAACCAUCGCGAAAAUCAUGCAACAACGCGAGAUAAGUCAUUAGAUGUUACGACAAUAUCGAGUAUGGACGAUAGCGAGGAAGAUGACGUCGCUUCAGAGGAAAUUGGCGUCACGUCAGACGUUCCAACGACAGUUGUGAGGACUACAACAACUGAAAAAAUGUCGACAAAAAAGCUGAAAUCGACAAAGGUUGCGAUGAAAAGUCAACCGACAACCACAGAAAUGCCUGAAAUCACGACAGAAAUGGAGAUGAAGGCAACAACGACGGAGAUUCCUCCAACUACAAAGUCAGAAAUGGAAAAAUUACAGUCCACGAGAACUUCGAAAGCGAUCAAAUUCCAAAAAUCUACCGUUGAAAGUACAAGUCCUGCUUCGAGUUCAACUCCAUUGCGUCAAAGAUCGUAUGAUAUCGGGGUAAAUAAGACGAACGAUAUCCACCCUCAAUAUAGAACCGAAAAAAAUUCCGUCACAAUUUCCGAUGCGAUGAGCGGAGCUGAUGUUUUAGCGUUCGCGAAUGCGGAAAAUGCAUUUUCUUCAAAUAAAACACACGAAGCCCUCAUGAAUGCUAAUGACACGUUGAAAUCUUUGACGGAUUGGAGUCAUAUCAUUCAAGCAGUUGAAUCGACAACGGAAAAUAUCGCUACUGUUCCCCCAUUUUCGCCACUGCCAACGACAAGUGUCACACGAAAUCCCGUAAAAUCGUCCCCAAUGACGACGGAAUCUCCUUUGACGACCAUUUUCAAGCAAAAUAUGCUGACAAUCGGUGAAGUUUAUCGCAAAAAGUCGGAAUCGAGUCAAGUUAAGCCGCAAGAACGAAUCGAUGUGUACAAAUAUUAUCAGACAGAAACGCCCCUUCCUCCAACAACAACGACGACAACUGAAGAGGCUCUUACGUCGACAACUAUCUGGAUGACGACGACAAAUGCCGAUAAGAAAAAUACAGAUGCAGAAUUUAUUGAAACAACGUUGGUUGAAACGACAACAGAACCGCAGCCUUUUUCAUCGACGUUUUCAAGAAGAGCUAAUUAUCGGUUUACGACGUUGCCGCCAUCGACGUUGACGGAUUUUUUCUCAACAAUUACGACAAUGGAGCCGACAACUACUACAGAACGGGUCACAACUACAACUUCGACGACUACGACAACUCCAAGUACGACAACUUUCCAAGAACCAUCAACAACUCCGUCGACAACGACUUCUUCCACGACUCCUUCAACGACAUCCACGACAACAGAAGAGAUCAAAACCGAUUUUUACACAAUAAUUCCAAAAACUUCUUCGAAUUUCAUCACAACUCAAACCGUUGUUACCGAUAACGACAAUAUUUGGGUCGUUACUGAUGAAAACACAACCCCUAUUAGUUCGACAACGACUUCAACCUCGACAAAUCCAUCCACAAUGUCCGAGGAAGUUGGUUCAACGGAAGCUCCGGGACCAGAUGUUGCUGCAAUUGUCGUCAUUUCAUUGAGUGUCGUUGGAGUCAUUGCCUUUUUAUUACUUAUGGGCUUCAUUUUCAUCAUCAGAAAGCGACAAAAUCAAACAAAAUACGCGAAUCGAUGUCGUCCUGUUGGAUUGGAUGCUUAUAGUUUGGAUAAUGUGUCAGUUUAUAACAGCGUACGAAGAAAAGGCAACAAUUUGAGGUUAUCCAAAAGAUCGUAUGGCAAUUCAGCGUUCGAAGAUCCCAAUUUGGAAAGUCAUGUGUUGAGUGUUCCUGAUUUGGCAACUUUUGUUCAGAAAAAGUACGAGAUUUAUGAUGAGUACAAAGAUAUUCCAGUCAUUACCUCAAGAAUUGAAGAAAUGUUGUACGGAUGUGAAGAUAAAAAUCGAUAUUCGAACGUUAUUCCGCUGCCAGAGACACGUGUUCAUCUCAAAAGACAAAAUGAUGAUGAAAAAACCGAAUAUAUUAAUGCAAAUUAUGUCAAAGGUCCUGAUGAUGCCACAAAUUAUUACAUUGCGACACAAGCUCCUCUGGACAACACAAUUCACGACUUUUGGCGCAUGGUGUGGGAACAACAGUCAAAAGUCAUCAUUAUGGCUACCGAUCUAAGUGAGAAUGGAGUUGAAAAGUGUGCGCAGUACCUUCCCUCAUCAGUUGUUUUGGAUAAUGUUCAAACUUAUGGACAAUUUCAGGUAACACUCAAAAGUCGCGAAGUUAAAGGAGAAUAUGCCUUAUCCACGAUCCAUUUGAAACAUCUGGAAACCAAAUCCUUCCGCGAAAUCGUCCAUUUCUGGUAUAGUUGGCCCGAAAGUGGCGUACCACAAGACGAAACAAGCUUAAUUGCGAUGUUGCUCGAAGCUCGUAGCUAUUCUCGUCUUUCGUUGCCGGAGCAGCGAACCACAGACGAAAUUGAGAAUUACAAAACGAACAACAAUAAUGGCGAUGUUGAAUCGGGCAUGAUUGAAUCGAAUGGCAAGACAGCUACUUCAACGUUUGAUUCAAAGACUCGAUCGCUGCAAAGAACUCAAACACCGAUAAUUGUGCAUUGCAGUCCCGGCACAAGUCGAACAGGCACAAUUAUUGCAUGUGAUAUCGUUUUAAGGACUUUAGAGAUACCUCCAAGACAAAUAGAUAUUCCAAAAAUUGUGUACACCGUGAGACGGGGACGCGCCAAUGCUGUGCAAACCAAACAACAAUACGAAUUUAUCUACAAAGUGGCUCAUGUUUAUGCGACAAAAUUGAAUGGACCGAGCAUAGAUUAGUAAAAAAAAAUCAGUCCAUUCCGAAUUUAUUGUGAUAAUUAAUUAAAAAAUAGCUUGUUAAAGUCACAAAACAAGGAAAAAAUAAAAUAAAAUUAGUUUAUGGAGUGUUUAGAUUUAUUAAUGUCAA